Messenger RNA from Nicotiana attenuata, 2378 nucleotides. RefSeq names its product bromodomain-containing protein 3. The transcript is spliced from 8 exons. Gene Ontology annotation, molecular function: protein binding. Bases 380 to 2101 code for a protein of 573 amino acids. The record is from RefSeq and is a predicted model, not a curated record. NCBI's taxonomy places the organism in Eukaryota, Viridiplantae, Streptophyta, Magnoliopsida, Solanales, Solanaceae.
GACAAUUUUCAAAAAUUGGAGGGUUAAUGUUUACAUAAGAAAAUUCUAUAUUAAUUGCACAGGGAAAGGGAAAAGUGAAAACUAAAUAAAAAGGGUUUUUUGUGGAUUUCCUCUGUAAUUUCGAAAUCGCUUUUCUGUUCUUUCAAAUAUUUUUCGACUAAUUGAAUUCAACCGCAACGUAUAUCAACGCAUCAGCGAGGGAGAUUCAAAAAGGAAAGAGUAAGCUUUUCCAACUGAAGGCUGAAACUACAAAGGAAAAGGCUGACAAUACUUUGCUGCUUGAAGCAGCCUACUGCUAGAUAUACAACCUAGUUUUGUCCUUUUGAGAGUUUCAACUGACUAAAGACUAUUGCUCACUUUAAGUAUUUGUUCACAAAAGAUGAAGCGUCGACGCGGGAGCAGAAAAGGUAAAGCAAAGAAGCCUCGGACAACUGGAACGAGUGAGGAGGCUCCUAAUAAUGGUAGUAUGAAUACCGAAACAAAUUCUGGUACAGAAGAAUCUGACAAUGAUGGAGUUGACUCUGGGGUUGAGGCUGAGACACCAUCUUCUGCCGUAACUGGUCUACCGGAAAAACCUGUAAUCGCUACUUCUGGUGCUCCAAGGGAUAAACCUGCAGGUUUAGCAGUUUAUGGGCGUAUGAAAGUAAAGAUCAAAACAUCAAAACCGUUAGAAUCCCAGCGUACCUCUUCCGAAGCAGCUACUCCUAGUGAUACUGAUAAAAGUAGCCAGCAAGCUGGUCCAGAAAAACAGGUUGUUUCUAAUGAGAAAAUGGAAGACAGUGCAAACUCAUUGCCCGAGGAUAAUGUAACUACCACUGGAAAUUUGCCAAAAAAAUCUGGAGGCAUAAAGAUUAAGUCUUCAAAGGGCUUUUCUUCAAGCAUGAGCCCUUGUAGUAAUGCUGAAAUGAUGAAGGAAGAGAAGACAAAACAGCAAGAGCCUGAGUUACAUCGCCGUGAUUUGAGAUUCAACAAGCAGGAGCUAGACACUGCUUUGGAGGUUAUAAGAAAAAUUAUGAAAAUGGAUGCUGCAGAGCCCUUCAAUGUUCCAGUUGAUCCCAUCGCUCUUGGAAUUCCUGAUUAUUUUGAUGUUAUAGAUACGCCUAUGGAUUUCGGGACAAUAUGUAGUAAUCUGGAAAGUGGUGUCAAAUACAUGAACUCCGAGGAUGUCUAUAAGGAUGUGCAGUAUAUAUGGAAUAACUGCUACAAAUACAAUAAUAAGGGUGAUUACGUUAUGGAGCUCAUGAAGCGGGUGAAAAAGAACUUUGCAAAGUACUGGACAGCAGCUGGCUUAUACAGCGAUCAUCUGCAAAGUGCCGAAAGCAGUCAAACUAAGGACACUACACCUUCAAGUCAUGGAAAGGAACCUACAAAAGGUGGUUCCUUAAGUCAGAAGAACAAAAAGCUUCAAGGGCUCAAGAAGCACAAGGAAGGAUGCCUUUGUGCUAUAUGUGUGAUGAUACGACGCAGGCAGGAGCGGGAGGAGAGCACUCGGUUGUUGGAUGACCAAGAGGCUAGUGAUGAUUAUCCAGAGGAGAUUAAAACAGAGGGAACUUCACCUGUAGAAAGUCGAGAGUAUACCUCAUCAAAUAUGGAGAAUUCACCUGAGCAAGAUGUUGAUGCUAAUCUACAGAAAAAAGGAGCAGAGAGAAAGUUAACUGAAAAUCAGGGAGCUUUACAUGAGAAGCUAGAGGAAGAGAUGGAGAGUGAAAUGGGAAUCCAAAGUAAAAGAGCAGGGGUCACCUCUGAGCAUUUGCAGUCAGGUCAUGUAUCUGUAUAUGAGCGCAAAGCACAUCAUCAGAAGCAAAAUGUGGAGCCAGGUGGAGAUUUGCUGAAUGACACUCGAAAAGAAAAUGUGCAGCAUGGAGAUGAAAAUGCAGCAACUGGGCAACAGAGGCCAAAGGAAUUGCAAGACAAGUAUCAGAAAGCCAAGAUGUUGGAGAACCUGCGCUAUCUUGAAAAUCCAACGGUUAUGGAGUUAUCGCGAAUCCUGUUUGCUGAUAAUCAAAGAUCUGUCUGGAAUGGACCACAUUCACUGGUUAAACGUGAGGGUUCCGCCCGCAAGAGCUCUAUUCAUGCAGCCAUUUCCAUGUUUAUGCAGUAGGUUAAUUCUUUUUCCAGAUGUUAAUGCAUGUUGAACGUGUGAUUCUGAAGUUUUGGAGGUCAAUGACACUGAUUUUCCUUUGUUCUUUUUUGGUAGUGGUCAAAUGGUAGGUCAAAGUGUACUUUGAGGGUGAUAAAACUCCGUUUAAACUUCUUUCUUUUUUGAAGAUAUUUGGUCGUUUCUUUGUAAACGCAGGGACUACAACUGACGAAAUGGAUGCUUUGUAGAUUAUCUGAUGUUUACUAUUCACUAAUAAUGAUUUUAACGCAUUUCAGUU